CAAACGGAAUGCACUCUCACCCACGAGCCACACAAUCUCUCAUCGCUAGCUAGACAUACAUAGCAAACGCUAAAUUUCCCUUUGAGUACACGUUGAAGAACCUUCGGUAUGGGUUCGAUCUCGAACGAGGUACAGACCGAAUGCCUGCCAUUUUUCAGGAUCUACAAGGACGGCACCGUUGAGCGUCUCAUAGGCACUCCCUAUGUCCCACCAUCGCUCGAUGACCCGAAAAGCGGUGUGUCCUCCAAGGACAUCACCAUCUCCCAGAACCCAUUGAUCAAAGCUAGGCUCCACAUCCCGAAACAAGUACUGGAUCAAUCACAAGCCACAAAUAAUAAGUCACCUGAGAAGUUGCCCUUACUGGUCUACUACCACGGUGGUGGCUUCUGCAUCGAGUCCGCCUUCUCGCUUGUCGAGCACCAGCUGCUCCAGUCGAUCACUGCCGAGGCCAGGAUCCUGGCUGUGUCUAUCGAGUAUCGGCUUGCUCCAGAGCACCUUCUCCCAGCAGCCUAUGAGGAUUGCUGGGAAGGCCUUCAAUGGGUCACUUCCCACUCCGCUGCUGGUGAAAUGAAGCCAGGCUUCGAGGCCGACCCGUGGAUCACGAUUCAUGCUGAUUUUGAACGAUUGUUCAUUGGUGGGGACAGUGCCGGGGCUAACCUCGCUUACAACACAGUUAUGAGGGCUGGCACCGAGAAAUUAUCAGGAGGAGUGAAGAUCUUAGGGGCAUUCAUCACCCAUCCUUACUUCUGGGGCUCAAAGGCCGUCGGGUCGGAAAACGAGAAAGAGCAACUGAAAGUCCUGCCCUGCACUCUGUGGAACGCCCUGUACCCGAAUGCACCCAAUGGGAUCGACAACCCGAUGAUCAACCCGUUGGCCCCCAAGGCUCCGAGCCUGUCGGGGCUAGCCUGCAAGCGGCUCCUGGUUUCGGUUGCAAGCCAAGACCAGCUAAAGAGCAGAGGGGUCUCAUUCUACAAAGCGAUGAAGGAGAGCGGAUGGGAGGGCGAAGCUGAGCUGGUCCAAGUUGAAGGAGAAGAGCAUGCCUUCCACAUUCUCAACUUUGAAACCGAGAGUGCCAAGAUGAUGAUUAAACGCUUGGCCGAGUUCCUUCGCAAGUGAUGUGAAUCAAUAAUGGCUGUUGAUGAAGAUUUGAACUUGCUAUAAAUUCAAUUAUGAGUUUGUAUGAUCAUCAGCAUAUUCAUAUAUAUAUAUAUAUAUAUAUUGUAAUUUUAGUGGGCUUAAAAGGUUUUCAUGGGACCUUCCUAGUGCAAGAACUUCUCAUACUUAAUAUUAGCAAGUUGUAGUCCGAUUCCUCUCA
Molecule: messenger RNA, 1315 nt
Organism: Punica granatum (pomegranate)
Lineage: Eukaryota; Viridiplantae; Streptophyta; Magnoliopsida; Myrtales; Lythraceae
Source: RefSeq, a predicted model, not a curated record